AUGUUGACUAAAUUGCUUUAGAAAUCAAGAUAAGCACGAUUUUGUGUUUAUAUUAAGAAUUCUGUAAACUAUCAUGUUGCAAAUUCUUAGGAUCCAAAUAGCAAAUUUGCCACUCCUUAAUUCAAUUCAAGCAUUCUUGAUUUUGAUAAAGAUUAGGAGAAUAAUGUUUAGAUGCACUACUAUCAAGGAAAGUUCAUGCCAGAUGAAUUGGAUUGGACAGAUGUUUGGGAAACAGCAUAUCAAAAUUUUACACAACCAGAAUACCUCUACCAUUUUUGGUUUUGCGGUGUCCUUUAUUGUUUCGAGCCUGAAUGGACCAUCAAUUAUCCAUAUGAAAAAGGCCCUCUGUCUCCAUUGUUUAGAGGAGAACAUGCAUUAAGAAGAUAUCCAACAGGAGAGGAGAGAUGCAUAGCAUGCAAAUUAUGCUAAAGUGCUUGUCCAGCUAGAGCUAUAACUAUAGAAACAGAACCAAGGCCUGAUAAUUCAAGACGUACUGUGAGAUACGAUAUUGAUAUGACUAAGUGCAUUUAUUGUGGAUUUUGCCAAGAGGCAUGUCCUGUUGAUGCAAUUGUGGAAGGUCCAAAUUAUGAAUAUACAACCUAUCAACAUGAAGAUUUAUUCUAUGACAAAUUUAAACUUUUGGAAAACGGAGACAAAUGGGAACCUUAAAUUGCAAGAAACAUUGAAUAUUUAAUUACAAGAAAAUAUUGAUUAAAUAAAAUUCAAUAUUCGCAAAUCAAAAGAUAUAAAUACAUAACAAAA
Molecule: messenger RNA, 762 nt
Organism: Paramecium tetraurelia
Lineage: Eukaryota; Ciliophora; Oligohymenophorea; Peniculida; Parameciidae
Exons: 6
Biological process (GO): mitochondrial electron transport, NADH to ubiquinone; mitochondrial respiratory chain complex I assembly
Cellular component (GO): membrane
Molecular function (GO): NADH dehydrogenase activity; 4 iron, 4 sulfur cluster binding
Source: RefSeq, a predicted model, not a curated record